AUGGCGCUGCCCGAGACCUAUGGUUCAAGGGGGUUCAUCGAGCUAGGCGUGAUUGUGCCGAUAAUGCUCAAGAGGACGAGGAAGAUGACGAGUUGCAAAGCGUGCCUGAAUUUAACAACAAAGCGGAACUUGUUUGUGCGGUUGGUGCCCUGCCGCUGUUUGCGUGGAGAAGAAGAAACUGUCACUGCACUUGAUUAUUCUCACUGCAGCCUGGAGCAGGUGCCUAAGGAGAUUUUUACUUUCGAAAAGACAUUGGAAGAACUCUAUUUAGAUGCAAAUCAAAUUGAAGAGCUUCCAAAGCAACUUUUUAACUGUCAGUCUCUGCACAAGUUGAGCUUGCCGGACAAUGAUCUAACAACAUUGCCUGCAUCCAUAGCAAAUCUCAUAAACCUCAGGGAACUGGAUGUCAGCAAGAAUGCUUUAGAAAUGAAUAGUGUGAAUGUGGGUAACUGUCCACCUGGGAAAGGGACAGGAAGAGGUGGUGGUGCUGGCAAUGUUCAUAGUAAUGCUGCUAUUUUAAGGUUUAUGAGUUUUGAGGAAUGUGCUAAGAUAUGCCAGCUAGGCUUAUGA
Molecule: messenger RNA, 570 nt
Organism: Gekko japonicus
Lineage: Eukaryota; Metazoa; Chordata; Lepidosauria; Squamata; Gekkonidae
Product: protein LAP2-like
Exons: 4
Coding region: 1-570 (189 amino acids)
Biological process (GO): neurotransmitter receptor transport, endosome to postsynaptic membrane; neurotransmitter receptor transport postsynaptic membrane to endosome
Cellular component (GO): adherens junction; postsynaptic membrane; postsynaptic density
Molecular function (GO): protein binding
Source: RefSeq, a predicted model, not a curated record